AUGAUGCAGGUAGACGGAUACUCAAGAGCCAAGGAGCUAUUCAAGACUGGCGAGAGCGUGACUUCUGCCCCUUUCAAUUUUGGAGGCCAUGACUGGGCCGUGGAAUAUUACCCAAACGGCGAAUCUGAGGAUUGUGUCGAUUUCAUAUCUAUUUUUCUACUUCUCGAAUCUGCCGAUGGCGAAGAUGUCAAGGCGAACUUCACGCUCAACGUACUUGACAAAAAUGGAGAACCAGUGCCAUCAUACAGCCGUACCAACGUUGUACAUACCUCCUCAAGGGAAGAAUCAGAGUGGGGCUAUAAUGAAUUCAUUGAGAAGGCUGAUCUAGAGGGAUCAGGACAUCUGAGAGAUGACUGUCUUACCAUCAGGUGCGAUGUCACUGUCAUAAAGGAGAUCAACAGUGAAGAAGAAACAAGGGUUCCUCCAGGCGACUUGCACCGGCAUCUUGGUGACCUCCUAAAGAGCAAGGAUGCAGCAGACCUCACCUUUAAAGUCGGCUGUCAGACACUCUCAGCUCACAGGUGUGUCCUCGCUGCUCGGUCGUCCGUCUUCAAGGCGGAGCUCCUUGGCGCCAUGAAGGAGAGUUCUGCAGCUAGUCCUAUUGAAAUUCAUGACAUGGAAGCUAAUGUGUUCAAUUCCUUGCUCCACUACAUAUACACUGACUCGGUUCCUGUGCUUGAGAUGGGUAGCAACAAAGACGAAACUGAUGUGGUUAUGGCUGACCAUCUACUAGUAGCAGCUGACAGGUACAACAUCAGCAGGCUGAAGCAGAUAUGUGAGGAGAAAUUGUGCAAUCACAUUGAUUCCAACAUGGUGGCAACCAGCCUGGCUUUAGCCGAGCAGCAUGGUUUCCAUCGUCUCAAAGAAGCUUGUUUGCAGUUCCUUGCUUCUCCGUCUAAUUUGGAAGCAAUGAUGGAAAGUGAAGGUUACGAGCAUCUGAAAUCCAGCUGCCCAUCAGUUCCCAAGGAGCUGAUAGCUAGAAUCAUCCCGGUUGAAUUUAAAUCAGCAAAGGAUAUUAUCAUGACAAUGUGGAAGUAA
Hordeum vulgare subsp. vulgare (domesticated barley) is the source of this 1038-nucleotide messenger RNA. Its product is annotated as BTB/POZ and MATH domain-containing protein 2-like. NCBI's taxonomy places the organism in Eukaryota, Viridiplantae, Streptophyta, Magnoliopsida, Poales, Poaceae. The transcript has 2 exons. Gene Ontology annotation, biological process: protein ubiquitination. Bases 1 to 1038 code for a protein of 345 amino acids. The record is from RefSeq and is a predicted model, not a curated record. Gene Ontology annotation, molecular function: protein binding.